AUGCACGACGCCACAGCACAGUGCACGACGCCACAGCACAGUGCACGACGCCACAGCACAGUGCACGACGCCACAGCACAGUGCACGACGCCACAGCACAGUGCACGACGCAACAACAGUGCACGACGCAACAACAGUGCACGACGCCACAGCACAGUGCACGACGCCACAACAGUGCACGACGCCACAAACAGUGCACGACGCCACAAUACAGUGCACGACGCCACAACACAGUGCACGACGCCACAACACAGCGCACGACGCCACAAUACAGUGCACGACGCCACAAUACAGUGCACGACGCCACAACACAGUGCACGACGCCACAACACAGUGCACGACGCCACAACACAGUGCACGACGCCACAACACAGUGCACGACGCCACAACACAGUGCACGACGCAACAACACAGUGCACGACGCCACAGCACAGUGCACGACGCCACGGCACAGUGCACGACGCCUCGGCACAGUGCACGACGCCACAGCACAGUGCAAAACGCCACAGCACAGUGCACGACGCCACAGCACAGUGCACGACGCCACACCACAGUGCACGACGCCACCGCACAGUGCACGACGCCACAGCACAGUGCACGACGCCACAGCACAGUGCACGACGCCACAGCACAGUGCACGACGCCACAGCACAGUGCAAAACGCCACAGCACAGUGCACGACGCCACAGCACAGUGCACGACGCCACAGCACAGUGCACGACGCCACAGCACAGUGCACGACGCCACAGCACAGUGCACGACGCCACAGCACAGUGCAAAACGCCACAGCACAGUGCAAAACGCCACAGCACAGUGCAAAACGCCACAGCACAGUGCACGACGCCACAGCACAGUGCACGACGCCACAGCACAGUGCACGACGCCACAGCACAGUGCACGACGCCACAGCACAGUGCACGACGCCACAGCACAGUGCACGACGCCACAGCACAGUGCACGACGCCUCAGCACAGUGCACGACGCCACAGCACAGUGCACGACGCCACAGCACAGUGCAAAACGCCACAGCACAGUGCACGACGCCACAGCACAGUGCACGACGCCACAGCACAGUGCAAAACGCCACAGCACAGUGCACGACGCCUCAGCACAGUGCACGACGCCACAGCACAGUGCACGACGCCACAGCGCAGUGCACGACGCCACAGCGCAGUGCACGACGCCACAGCACACUACCCCAGAGCACAGCACUACGGCACAACACAGCCCACUACACCACAGCGUACAGGAGUGUCCAGGUGGCGUCACUCCUCGUUCUGCACAUCCCAGGAGUGUCCAGGUGGCGUCACUCCUCGUUUUGCACAUCCCAGGAGUGUCCAGGUGGCGUCACUCCUCGUUCUGCACAUCCCAGGAGUGUCCAGGUGGCGUCACUCCUCGUUCUGCACAUCCCAGGAGUGUCCAGGUGGCGUCACUCCUCGUUCUGCACAUCCCAGGAGUGUCCAGGUGGCGUCACUCCUCGUUCUGCACAUCCCAGGAGUGUUUCAGGUGUGUGUGUCGUCGGGGCCGCCCGCGACGCCGGGGUCCACCUCCUGGCCUGGCGCCCGGGGCCAACUCCGUCACUCUCUGCAACAUGAAACAAAAUGA
Molecule: messenger RNA, 1605 nt
Organism: Procambarus clarkii (red swamp crayfish)
Lineage: Eukaryota; Metazoa; Arthropoda; Malacostraca; Decapoda; Cambaridae
Source: RefSeq, a predicted model, not a curated record